Molecule: messenger RNA, 519 nt
Organism: Hibiscus syriacus
Lineage: Eukaryota; Viridiplantae; Streptophyta; Magnoliopsida; Malvales; Malvaceae
Exons: 1
Coding region: 1-519 (172 amino acids)
Molecular function (GO): RNA-DNA hybrid ribonuclease activity; nucleic acid binding
Source: RefSeq, a predicted model, not a curated record
AUGCUCCUUCCAGUUCCGUGGUCUUUGUCGGAGGAUGGAAGGUUGUACCUGAACACGGACGGUGCUCCCUCACGUUCAACCAAUCAUGGCUCAGCAAAAGUUCUCAUACAGAACUCCAAUGGUGAUUGCUUAGUUGCUUUUCGCAUGUUCCUAGGCCAUACUACGGUACUAGAAGUUCAGCUUUGGGGCAUCCUUGAAGUUCUCCGAAUUGUAUGGCAAAAUUGUUUUGAAAGGAUUGUUGUUCAAACCGAUAGUAGCGAGGCUCUUCAAUUACUCUCUCUCCCGUCCAUAGAAAAUACUUUUGCAUUGGUGAGAUCCAUAGCAACCCUCUACAACAAAUCUUGGUGCAUUGAUUUCAAGAAGAUCUAUCGUGAAGCAAAUGUUGCUACGGGCUACAUCGCCAAGAUGACCGCUCUCCCGGAUGGUUCUCUUAUUAUUUUUUAUUCAUUUUCUGCCCCAUUACUAGAUAUCCUUCGUAGAGACACUUAUGGUCCGCCUUACUCUCAUGUGAGAAACUAA